Messenger RNA from Pundamilia nyererei, 2146 nucleotides. RefSeq names its product WD repeat, SAM and U-box domain-containing protein 1-like. The record is from RefSeq and is a predicted model, not a curated record. The transcript has 7 exons. Bases 77 to 922 code for a protein of 281 amino acids. NCBI's taxonomy places the organism in Eukaryota, Metazoa, Chordata, Actinopteri, Cichliformes, Cichlidae. Gene Ontology annotation, molecular function: protein binding.
GGUCAGGUGAUUGACGAGGAAGUAAACAACUCCGAAGACAGUAGACAUCUCGACGGGGAAAGGUCCAGCUGUCCAGAUGACAUCCCUUAUCUGCACUUUACAACACCAUCAAGACGAUGUCAACUGGUGCGCCUUCUCGGCCAAGCUGUUAGCCACAUGUUCUGGGGACAAAACCCUCAGGAUAUACGACGCCCGUGAUUUCUCCGAGCUGCCUUUUUCGCCGCUGACAGGUCACGGCUACAGUGUCCACUGCUGCUGCUUCAGCAACUGUGGUCAGUUCCUCGCUUCGUGCUCCACAGAUGCGACCACGGUGAUCUGGUCAAUGGUCUCGGGUGAGAUCGAGGCUGUGCUGGAGCAUCCUGGCCGUAGCCCUGUCAGGAUCUGCGCUUUCUCUCCUGACUCUCUCCACUUGGUUUCUGGUGCAUCUGAUGGCACUUUGGCUCUUUGGGAUUUUCCCUCCAGACAGCUGCGAAGGACCGGGGCAGUGAAUGACACAACAAUGGUAGCCUGCUCCUUUAGCCCCUGCAGUCAGAUGUUUAUGACUGGCUCCACAUACGGAGACCUGCGUUUGUGGGACCUGCGCAUGAACCAGCUCCACGCAGAGAAGAACGCCCACGACCUGGGCAUCUCCUGCUGUACCUUCGCUCCGAACAUCCUCAGCGGCGGUCAAGUUGUGCAGUUUCGUGUGGCGUCUUGUGGACAGGACAGCCUGCUGAAGAUAUGGGCCAUAAACAAGUUGAGCUCUGGAGCGUAUAAGAUGAAGCUCCUGCACGCAUUAAAUGGCCAAUCAGCUCCCGUCCUUUCCUGUGCGUACUCCUCAGAUGGGCAGCUACUUGUGUCUGGCUCUGUGGACAAAACAGUCACAAUUUAUGAUGCUGAGAAUGCAGUUUUGCUUUACAGGCUGAAACAGCACGAAAGGUAAACAUUGAUUUUCACUGACGUGGUGAGGCUUUGUUUGCUGGAUUUUCACACUGAGUAUAAGCACGACUUUGUGUCACAAAGACGAUACUGAAAUUUUCUCCCAACUUGCCAGGCAGAAUUCUUUUCUGUUUAGUUCGUGAUUUGAUUCUGUAUUUCUGUAUUCUUAAAUUGAUACGUCUGAUGAAACUAGAAAUUACAGCGUACAAAAUUGGCCACAAUAUAAGAUUUUGAAUAUUUAAAAUAGCUAAAGUUAAAGCUAAUGAUAAAAUAAUUGAAGUUACUGUGAUCAUUUUUGCACUAUUGGUUUUGUCUAUAUUACUUGCUGUGGUUUUAUACAGACCUGAGCUCUUGUUUUUAAUUUCUUCUUGCAGCAAUUUGUAAAUUUCUCCAUAAACAGUGAUGUAGUUGCUGCAUGUAACGCUGAUGUAACUGAUGGAAAUGACAUAGGCACUUAGCCAUGUUGCUUUUAUAUAGGAAUAAAACCAGAAUAGCCAAGUGGUUGUUUUUACAGAGAGACCUGUUGCAGAUGAGUUGUGAUCAUGAGCACAGACUCAUUUAGCCUGAUUGCAACAUGUUGGCAAUCUGGUUGUUUUUAUGAAUUAAACUGGACUUAUUCAAAAGUGUUUGGAGUCAGUCUGCGACCUGUGCAGUCGCUUCAUGAUCAAAAGUGGUCAGGCAGAAGUUAAGGGUGUUGGACACUCAUUCUCUGGAUGACCAGAUGUUUGCCACAACUACUUGCAAACAGUCUCAGACGGUAAACAGUUGAGUGCAGUCACCAGGUAACCAACAUUUCUAGUUGCAUGGAGGUUUCAAUCUUGUUUUUAUCAUCUUGUGUGGCUGAGCGAUGAAAGAGGUCUAUACGGUUUCUCCGUGGCAGUCAGUUAUGUAGAGACAGCCAGAUUCAUAAUAAUAUUUUCAUGUAACCUUUAAAUUAUUACAAAAUCUACAUCUUUAACAGGCGUUUGGGCUCCAAGUCAUCAUUGUUGACAAGUAUUCUGACUCUAAUCUCUAUUCAGAAUAUGUGACUGUUGGCCAUCAGUAGAUAACGCACAUCAAAAACUAUUGACUUCUUUUCUUUUUUUUCUCACUAAAACAGGGUUAGGCGUAGCUAGGGUUCUGCAAGAAUAUUCUACUGGAAAUAGUAGGUACUGGAUCUAAAUCUCUUGCAGUAUGUUUUUGCCCCCUAACUGGUGCACAACCAGUAGGGGUGUAACGAUACACAAAA